AAUUGUCAUAUGACAUUUCGUUUUGCGUUUGCGCUAUUGUACUUCUAGCUUUUGUAUUGUCAGCUGUGUUUAAAAGCAAGCUAUCUACCGGUGGUAAAGAGUUUCCAGCAUCUGUUUUGAUUAGAAAAUUUCAUAAAAAAACUUCUUUGAAUUAAAGUUGUUUUGGUUAGCAAUACAAUAUAUAAGUAUUGACAUACCUAUAUAUUGUAACAAUUUAUCUAAAAUUAAAAAAAUGUAUGUCAUGCCAUAACAAAAGGCUGUUGUUCAAAUCAAAAACCACGUUGGAAUUUAGAGCCAUUUAUUUUGGCUGGAAAUAACAAGAAUUUAAUAUAUAGAAACUUCAGCUGUCAAUAUAGACACACCAGUAAUCCAGAUUAUAUAUGUAACAUAUUUAUAUCCUGAAUAUUCAGAGGAGCAAACUAAUUAGCAAAAUGAAUAUUGGAAUUAGAGGGAAUAGAGAUAUAUGUAAAUUCAAUCUUCGAGGAAUAUGUAGAUUUGGGAAUAGAUGUUGGAAUCUCCACGAAACUCCUGAAAUGGUGGAGUCAAAGAUCUAUAUUGAGUCAAAGGAAGAAGAUGGUGCUCGAGCUCUAUCUCCUACAAGACCAAAAGAACCAUUGAGAGAAAUUUAUGGGCCCAGUACAUCUUCUGCACAAGCAGCAAUAACUUUAGUAAAGAUUAGUGAAUCCGAAGAAAAAGUUUGUGGCAUUUGUUUUGAUACAAUCUUGAAAAAAGUUGAAAGAUCCGAACAAACAUUUGGUAUACUUCCUAACUGUAAUCAUUGUUUUUGUUUCCCUUGCAUUAGAAAAUGGAGACAGAGUAAAGAAUUUGAUUUUGAUGUUUCAAAAGCAUGCCCCGAAUGUAGAAUUGCUUCAGAUUACGUUUAUCCUUCGAAAGUAUGGUUGGAAACCAAAGAAGAAAAAGUUAAUUUCAUCGAUAACCACAGGAGAAGAAUGAAAACUCAAGACUGUAAAUAUUUCCGCAAGGGAAAAGGAAAAUGUCCAUUUGGAAAUACCUGUUUAUAUUUACAUUCUCUACCAAAUGGACUUGUAGUAGAUGUAGGACCUCCUAGUGCAAGAAGACAUGGACUAGAUUCUGCGGUGGAGAGAGAAUCAGAGAUAUUACAACAACUGUUAUAUUGGAUUAACGACGAGGAUGAUUUACUGGAAUCAGAUGGUGAAGAUGAGUUUGAGUUAGAAUUAGACGAUCCUUUGAUAGCCGUCCAGUAUUACGAUAAGGACGAUCUUGAAUAUUACGUUGCCAUGAAUCGUCUUAUGAAUGGAUCAGAUUCUGAUGAUGAUGACAUCUCGUUUUUCGAUUAAAUAUUUAUUAUUAAUAAAAAAAAUAAUUGUUGAUAUUUUUCUACUUAUAGUUAUCCCAUAUCUUUUGCUACCUAUUGAAUAUAAUUUAGACAUGUGUAUUUUUAAGUAAUAAAUUCUAGUUGCAAAAAGGA
Messenger RNA from Diorhabda sublineata, 1450 nucleotides. Its product is annotated as probable E3 ubiquitin-protein ligase makorin-1. Gene Ontology annotation, biological process: protein polyubiquitination. Gene Ontology annotation, molecular function: ubiquitin protein ligase activity; metal ion binding. The record is from RefSeq and is a predicted model, not a curated record. The coding region runs from base 432 to 1319 and encodes 295 amino acids. The transcript has 6 exons. NCBI's taxonomy places the organism in Eukaryota, Metazoa, Arthropoda, Insecta, Coleoptera, Chrysomelidae.